Messenger RNA from Solenopsis invicta (red fire ant), 3178 nucleotides. Its product is annotated as diacylglycerol lipase-beta. Gene Ontology annotation, biological process: lipid metabolic process. The record is from RefSeq and is a predicted model, not a curated record. The transcript has 14 exons. Bases 1115 to 3115 code for a protein of 666 amino acids. Lineage: Eukaryota; Metazoa; Arthropoda; Insecta; Hymenoptera; Formicidae.
CCGGAUAUCGGCAUUCACCGCGUUUCCUAUCUUCUCGAGAGGAACGGUCAGGCACGAUCGCCAGGUGCAUCGCCGAUUCGUCGCUCCCACCAUUAGCUCGACUCGGCUCGACUCGGCUCGGCGUUUAUCCCUCUCGAAGUAGCCCGUUCCUUCCUCUUCUCCUUUUUCGCCGUAUUUUUCCUCCAUGCGUGGUCAGAACGCUACGCGAUAACUCAACGUGCGGAGGGAAAGUUCUUCACAGUCUCUCUCGCUCGCUCUCUCUCUCUCUCUCUCUUUCUCGAUGGUGCACCGGACCAGUUGCGGUGAACAAGAUCGUGAGAUUCGGUUGCAGAGUGCCGGCUGCAAGGUGAACAAGUCGCGGCCGUACUGUAUCGUGUAAAACGUCCUGUGCGAUUCUGUGAUUCUGCAUUGAGAGUGGCCGUCCCCGACACAAUAUUGUGAGAAGUGCUCUCGAAUUAAGAUACCUCUCGUCGGUGCGUCGGCGUCAUCCGCGUCGCGGUUGCCACCGCGUUGUCAUUAUCGCAGUUUAUGCGUAUGUCCAAGGACUAGCUGGACCAACGAUUGUUGAGAGACGCUCGUGCCGCGGACGAUAUGCGUAUCUCUGUACGUGCGAUAAACGCAGCUUUGACAGCGGUGUCAAAACUGGCGCGUGUGACGAACGACCACCAGUUGAACAAAGUGUCUUGCAGCACGAGCUCUUUCGCGAAAAAGAAAUAAAGACGAGAGAAGAGGAGAGACUUAACGGCAUUCCAGUCGUAUUCGCGAAUCGCUUGAAAAGACCGUGCGUGUAGUGUGAACGAGAAAUUGGUUCUUCGCAUUCGUGUUUAACGGGAAUCUGAGCGCAGGAAGCGUUCCGGUUUCACCGCGAUUUACAACGCGCGCGAUCUACUCGGAGAAAGGCUCGGUUGACGGUGAUUAGAGACGAAAAUUCCAUUCGGAUUUGUUUGCAGCUCUCGGGACCGCGCUAAAUUCCAGAGGCGGCAGAACGAGCAGCUGGAGUGCGCGGUGUGGGCAAGGUGGAGUGCCGCGUUCGCGGCGCGUCGGUUGAGGGGAGAUUUCAACGCGCGUUUAACACGCGUCCGGAUUCGCCGAAUAUCGAUUCGCGCAUCUGGAAAUGCCUGCGUUGAAGCUCUUCGGCCGAAAAUGGUUGGCCGCAACCGACGACCUUGUAUAUCCUGGCCUGUUCGAAUUAUUUAUUCGUAUCGUGUGGUUGAUUCUUAUAGGGAUCGCUUGCGCAAGGUACUACGAGGACACGUGGAAUUGUCGGUUGGGAGGUGAAUUAGUGCGCGUGUACCUCCUCGGCGAGGCGGUCAUGCUUGGUAUCGUUACGCUUUUGAUUCUCAUCAUUAUCAGGCACAGCGCGAGGGGGGCCAUUAUGGACACGCAUGCUCGAUGCUACGUUCAACCGCUCCUGACGGUCAAGAUAUUGAUGCUGCUGCCGGAAAUCGGAUGGAACAUCCUUGGUACCAUAUGGAUUUUCGGACAGAGCGUGGAAUGCAAACACGAAUCGUAUUCUGUUACCGUUGUGGAGGCCUUGGUAUUUUUCGAUUGGAUCCUGAUCGGUCUUAGCAUUUUCGGUCUGGCUCUGGUGUUUGAUCCGCUCGGCUCUUUGGAAAAGAGGCAGCUAGAGAGCUCCGUGGAGCAUGGCAAAGUCUCGCGCAUUUGGAUAAGAAGAUUUAAGUUUCUGUGGUGGAUGCGUAAGGACGAGAGUGCGAAUGAGACAUUUCAACAUGUCGCUGGUCUUUUAACUGCAUUAUUCCGAGGCACGGAUUUGGUUCCCUCAGAUGUAAUGGCGGGAUGCAUUUUACUAAGAGUUCGACAGAAACGAGAAACUCACGAAUUGCGAAAGUUAAAUCUAAUCCCACGCCCAAAAUAUACUUCAGAUGGCAACGAUAUUUUUUCUGGCGUACCUAACUGGAUGUCCUUGGAAGCCGCCCAUCACUUCUUACAACUAGCGAUCGCUUCCUACGGUUGGCUUUUCGUAAUGUAUCAGCACGCAUGUACCGGAUGUUUUCGAUUGAUACGUGGCAUGAGAUGCUGCGCAUGUUUCCGACGAAAGCGCAAUAUUAUUCUGGACGAUAACUGUUGCCUCUGUUAUCUUUCUGGCGUGAAAUACUUCUCGAAGAUGUCUGAGGAUGACAUUCUGUUCGCUUCUUUUAAAAAUCAUUUAUGCGAAAUACCAUUCUGCGUAAUGGUAGAUCACAAAACUGCCAGCAUUGUCGUGGCUAUACGAGGUUCAUUAUCCUUGCGAGAUAUAAUUACCGACUUCGCGGCUGCUUCCGAUUUAUUUGAAUGUCCUGGUAUUCCACCAGGAAGCAUGGCCCACAAAGGAAUGAUAACAGGGGUAAAAGUAAUUUUAAAACAACUGGAGAACCAUAAAGUCUUGGAAAGAGCAUUCGCCACAUACCCUAAUUAUCAUCUGACACUUACCGGUCAUAGUUUAGGAGCUGGUUUAGCUGUUCUACUGGGUUUAUUGAUACGUCCUCGUUAUCCGGAAUUGAGAGUCUACGCAUUUUCUACGCCUGCGGGAUUACUCAGCAGGGAAGCUGCUAAGGUCACGGAGGAAUUCGUAUUGACCAUAGGACUUGGAGAUGAUUUUAUAAUGAGACUCAGUGUGGACAGUACAGAGAAUUUAAGGACAUCAUUACUGGCAACUCUUCAUGCUUGUCGACUACCUAAGUAUAGAGUGGUCCUGAACGGAUUUGGAUACGCUUUAUUUGGAGUUCCCGAGAGAGACCUGACUAAAACAUGGGCCAAUCAUAAUAUAAUUAACACAAUUCCUGGUCAUUCGCCUUUGCUAAUCAAGCCCGCCGAUGUGGAAAAUAAUAAAUUAGAUCGCGAUAUAACAAAAAGAAGAUAUUCAAGAAUGAAACUGUUUAAUGCUGGUCGUAUACUACACAUAGCGAGAUGCAAGCUCGAAAAGACGGAAGGAAAAAGCAAAAAACAACUUGCAAAGGAAAGAAAAUACGAGAUGCGAUGGGCACAAGCUGAAGAAUUUACGAAAUUAACGGUGAUGCCACGCAUGCUGCUAGAUCACUUGCCGGAAAACAUAGAACGGGCUUUAUCCACGUUAUUAGAGCAACAGAACGAUAUACCGUAUUAUAUCGAUCCUUAGUGUAAUCCAAAGAAGUGAUUUUAUAUUAUAGUUUAAUAAAAACAAUUUUCGCAAAAUCUUAAA